This is a messenger RNA of Sitophilus oryzae (rice weevil), 7354 nucleotides long. RefSeq names its product myosin-VIIa. The record is from RefSeq and is a predicted model, not a curated record. Bases 192 to 6692 code for a protein of 2166 amino acids. Gene Ontology annotation, molecular function: ATP binding; cytoskeletal motor activity; protein binding. The transcript has 23 exons. Gene Ontology annotation, cellular component: myosin complex; cytoskeleton. Lineage: Eukaryota; Metazoa; Arthropoda; Insecta; Coleoptera; Curculionidae.
AUUAGAGGUAACAGCACUUGAUUUUUGUGUGACUGGUGCGGUGAACCGACGUGACUGACCUGCAAUAAAAAGUGUAGUGUCACAAGCCGAUUUUCGUGUGUAUACAGUUUAAUUGAAACAAUGUGCAGGAUCGAUUAAAACGGAUGCCUCUCAUUUCAUUCUAGGACUUUAUAUGUCAAACCUAGCCCAAGAUGGUUAUCGUGACACGGGGUGACUACAUCUGGAUCGAACCCGUGACCAAUGGCGAGUUCGACGUGGCGAUCGGCGCGCAGGUGCUGCAAGCCGAGGGGCGCAGGGUGUACGUGCGCGAUGACGACGGCAGGGAGCAGUGGCUCUCGCCGGAACGGCGCAUCAAGGCGAUGCACGCCACCUCCGCCCACGGCGUCGAGGACAUGAUAGGGCUGGGCGAUCUGCACGAGGCCGGCAUACUGAGGAACCUGCUCAUUCGGUACAACGAAAAUGUCAUUUAUACGUACACUGGAUCGAUUUUGGUUGCCGUCAAUCCCUACCAGAUUUUACCAAUAUACACUGCCGAGCAAAUCAAGCUUUACAAAGAGAGGAAAAUAGGAGAAUUACCACCUCAUAUUUUUGCAAUUGGUGAUAAUUCAUAUGGUAAUAUGAGAAGAUAUGGUCAAGAUCAGUGUAUAGUAAUAUCUGGGGAAUCGGGAGCUGGCAAAACAGAAAGUACAAAAUUAAUUUUACAAUAUUUAGCGGCUAUUAGCGGGAAGCACUCUUGGAUCGAACAGCAAAUUCUGGAAGCCAACCCUAUAUUAGAAGCUUUUGGUAACGCAAAAACUGUAAGAAACGAUAACAGCUCGAGGUUCGGCAAGUACAUAGACAUACAUUUUAAUGCAAACGGGGUCAUAGAAGGUGCUAAAAUCGAACAAUAUCUACUGGAGAAGAGUAGGAUUGUGUCGCAGAAUCCGGAGGAGAGGAACUAUCACAUAUUCUAUUGUUUAUUAGCAGGUUUAGGAAAGGAUGAAAAGAGGAAAUUGGAACUCGGCGAUGCUAGUCAAUUUAGAUAUUUAACUGGGGGUGGGAGUAUUACUUGCGAAGGUAGGGAUGACAAUGCCGAAUUCGCAGAUAUUAGAAGUGCAAUGAAAGUAUUAUUAUUUUCCGAUCAAGAGAUCUGGGAAAUAAUAAAACUACUAGCGGCUUUACUACAUAUAGGCAAUAUAAAAUAUAAAGCUACUAUCGUUGAUAAUUUGGACGCCACAGAGAUUCCUGAUCCAACGAAUGUUCAAAGGGUCGCAAAUUUAUUAGGUGUUCCUGUUCAGCCACUAAUCAACGCUUUAACAAGGAAAACCUUAUUUGCCCAUGGCGAAACCGUCGUAUCUACGCUAUCCCGAGACCAAAGCGUAGACGUCAGAGACGCGUUCGUCAAAGGCAUCUACGGCAGACUUUUCGUAUUCAUCGUAAAGAAAAUUAACUCCGCAAUAUACCGACCCAAAGAACGACAAAGGAGCUCCAUAGGCGUACUAGAUAUAUUCGGUUUUGAGAACUUCAACCAUAACAGUUUCGAGCAAUUCUGCAUCAACUACGCCAACGAAAACCUUCAACAGUUCUUCGUCAGGCAUAUUUUCAAAUUAGAACAGGAAGAAUACAAUUUGGAAGGAAUCAACUGGCAGCAUAUUGAAUUCGUUGAUAAUCAGGAUGCUUUAGAUCUAAUAGCUAUCAAACAGCUAAACAUCAUGGCUUUGAUUGAUGAAGAAAGCAAGUUUCCUAAAGGUACGGAUCACACUAUGUUGGCGAAACUCCACAAACAACACGGGGCUCAUAGAAAUUAUUUGAAACCGAAAAGUGACAUUAAUACGAGCUUUGGUUUAAAUCACUUUGCCGGAAUCGUGUUUUACGAUACAAGAAGUUUUCUGGAAAAGAAUCGCGAUACGUUCAGCGCCGAUCUUCUUCAACUCGUCACCAUCAGCAAUAACAAUUUCCUUCAGCACCUUUUCCACGACGAUAUUGGAAUGGGUUCGGAAACAAGAAAAAGAGCACCGACAUUAUCGACACAGUUUAAAAGAUCUUUGGAUUCCUUGAUGAGGACUUUAUCAAACUGCCAGCCGUUUUUUAUCAGGUGUAUCAAACCAAACGAAUUGAAGAGACCGAUGGUUUUUGACAGGACUCUCUGUUGUCGACAGUUGAGGUAUUCUGGCAUGAUGGAAACUAUUAGGAUACGACGAGCUGGAUAUCCUAUUAGGCAUACUUUUGGAGAGUUCGUUGAAAGAUAUAGGUUCCUUAUAUCGGGAGUUCCUCCAGCACACAAGGCUGAUUGUAGAAUAGCUACUUCUCGAAUAUGUCAAAUAGUUUUAGGAAGAUCUGAUUAUCAGUUAGGAAACACCAAAGUUUUUCUCAAAGACGCUCACGAUCUGUUUCUCGAACAAGAACGAGACAGAGUACUAACAAAGAAAAUUCUCAUCAUACAAAGAAACAUUAAAGGAUGGGUUUAUAGAAGACGAUUCUUGAGAUUAAGGGCUGCUACCGUAAUAAUACAAAAAUACUGGAAGGGCUACGUUCAGAGACAGAGAUAUAAGAGGAUGAGAGUUGGUUAUAUGAGAUUGCAGGCUCUCAUCAGAGCUAGAGUGUUGUCUCAUAGGUUCAGGCAUCUUCGGGGUCACAUUGUUGGUCUGCAGGCUCAUGCAAGAGGGUAUCUAGUUCGUAGAGAAUAUGGUCAUAAGAUGUGGGCUAUUAUUAAGAUACAGUCAAACGUGCGACGAAUGAUAGCUCAAAGGAAGUACAAGAAACUGAAAUUUGAGCAUAAGAAGCAUGUGGAAGCGUUGAAAUUGAAGCAAAAGGAAGAAAGGCAACUUAAGGAUGCUGGAAAUAAAAGGGCGAAGGAAAUUGCUGAACAGAAUUACAGAGAACGAAUAUACGAACUGGAAAGAAAAGAAAUGGAACUGGAACUAGAAGAACGAAAACGAGUGGAGAUAAAGAAGAACCUGAUCAACGACGCUGCGAGAAAAGCCGACGAACCCGUUGACGAUUCCAAAUUGGUAGAAGCCAUGUUCGACUUCCUGCCCGACAGUUCCAGCGAGGCUCCCGGUCCAGGCAGGGAAACGUCAGUCUUUAACGAUUUACCGACCCAAACGAAUGAAAAUGAAAUCAUUAGUCCUAUACAGACCGUUUCUGAUGAUGAAGAGGAUCUGAGCGAAUUCAAGUUUCAGAAAUUCGCGGCUACUUAUUUCCAGGGCAAUAUGGGACAUCAAUAUUCUCGAAAGCCGCUUAAACAUCCAUUGUUGCCACUUCAUACGCAAGGAGAUCAGUUGGCUGCUCAAGCACUUUGGGUGACCAUACUCCGGUUUACCGGAGACCUACCAGAACCUCGCUAUCAUACCAUGGACAGAGACACUACUUCUGUCAUGUCUAAAGUGACGGCAACGUUGGGUAGAAAUUUCAUAAAAAGCAAAGAAUUCCAGGAAGCUCAAUUGAUGGGUCUUGACACGGACUCGUUUUUGAAACAGAAACCUAGGUCAAUCAGAAAUAAACUGGUGUCAUUAACAUUGAAAAGAAAAAAUAAACUUGGCGAAGAUGUGAGAAGGAAACUGCAAGAUGAAGAAUAUACGGCUGAUAGUUACCAGUCUUGGUUGGAGUCCAGGCCGACCAGUAAUCUGGAAAAGCUUCAUUUUAUUAUCGGACACGGUAUACUAAGAGCGGAAUUGAGAGACGAGAUUUAUUGUCAGAUUUGCAAACAGCUUUCGAACAAUCCAUCGAAAUCUUCGCAUGCAAGAGGGUGGAUCUUACUAUCCCUCUGCGUCGGAUGCUUCGCCCCGUCCGAAAAAUUUGUCAACUACCUACGCGCCUUCAUCAGAGAAGGUCCUCCCGGCUACGCGCCUUACUGCGAAGAACGCCUGAAACGAACCUUCAACAACGGCACCAGAAACCAACCGCCCAGCUGGCUGGAGCUCCAAGCGACCAAGUCGAAGAAACCCAUCAUGCUGCCCAUAACCUUCAUGGACGGGAACACCAAGACAUUACUUGCCGACUCAGCUACAACGGCCAGAGAGUUAUGCAACCAGUUGUCUGAUAAAAUCGGUUUGAAGGACCAGUUCGGGUUCUCCCUGUAUAUAGCGCUGUUCGAUAAGGUGUCGUCGUUGGGUAGUGGAGGGGAUCACGUGAUGGACGCUAUUUCGCAGUGCGAGCAGUACGCUAAAGAGCAAGGUGCGCAGGAGAGGAAUGCGCCGUGGAGGUUGUUCUUUAGGAAGGAGAUUUUUGCUCCGUGGCACGAGCCUACCGAGGACCAAGUGGCGACGAAUUUGAUCUAUCAGCAGGUGGUGCGAGGAGUUAAAUUUGGAGAAUAUAGGUGUGACAAGGAAGAAGACCUAGCUAUGAUAGCCGCCCAACAAUACUACAUAGAAUACAACACCGACAUGAACGUAGAAAGACUCCUCACCCUACUCCCCAACUACAUCCCCGACUACUGCCUGACGGGAGUAGAUAAAGCCGUCGACCGCUGGGCCGCCUUGGUCGUCCAGGCCUACAAGAAGAGCUACUACAUCAAAGACAAAGUCAAUACCCUCAGAGUGAAAGAAGACGUGGUCAGUUACGCGAAAUUCAAGUGGCCUCUGCUCUUCUCCCGGUUCUACGAGGCGUACAGGAACUCAGGGCCGAACCUGCCCAAGAACGACGUUAUUAUAGCGGUGAAUUGGACAGGGGUGUACGUGGUGGACGAUCAAGAGCAGGUGCUUUUGGAGCUGUCGUUCCCAGAGAUAACCACUGUGUCGAGUCAGAAGACGAACAAGGUGUUUACGCAGACGUUCAGUUUGAGUACGGUGAGGGGGGAGGAGUUUACGUUCCAGAGUCCUAACGCCGAGGAUAUUCGAGAUUUAGUCGUGUAUUUCUUAGAGGGAUUAAAGAAAAGGUCGAAAUAUGUUAUCGCCUUGCAAGAUUACAAAGCCCCCGGUGAAGGUUCCAGUUUCCUUACAUUCCAAAAAGGCGAUCUAAUUAUUUUGGAAGAAGAUAGUACUGGCGAAACCGUGCUAAAUUCAGGAUGGUGUGUUGGAAGAUGUGAAAGGACACAAGAAAAAGGAGAUUUUCCUGCCGAAACUGUGUAUGUUUUACCGUGCAUGAGUAAACCACCAGCAGAUAUUCUGCAAUUAUUCUCAGUAGAAGGAGUAAACGAGCACAACCGUCGUCUAAGUCACCAUUCCCUCAACGGCACGGAGAACAGAGAUAGGCCUCAUACGCUGGCGGAAUACGCCAUAGAUCAUUUCCGACCGCCUUUGAAGAGGACGGUAUCAAAAGCGUUGACGUUAAGUGGGGGAAGAAGAGGAGGCAUAGACGAACUCUGGAGACAUUCUAGGGAACCGAUCAAGCAACCUCUGUUGAAGAAAUUGCUCAUGAAAGAAGAAUUAGCAGAAGAGGCUAGUUUUGCAUUCAGUGCAAUACUAAAAUACAUGGGAGACUUACCGUCAAAACGACCAAGGCUCGGAAACGAAUAUACGGAUCAUAUUUUCGAUGGUCCAUUGAAACACGAGAUACUGAGAGACGAAAUCUACUGUCAAAUCAUGAAACAACUGACAGACAACAGAAAUCGGAUGUCUGAAGAACGAGGAUGGGAACUAAUGUGGCUGGCUACAGGUCUUUUCACUUGUUCUCAAAACCUCCUAAAAGAACUCACCGCCUUCCUGAGAACCAGAAGACAUCCGAUAUCGCAAGACUCCCUCCAGAGGCUGCAGAAAACUCUGAGAAACGGCCAACGGAAGUACCCGCCCCACCAAGUGGAAGUCGAAGCCAUUCAGCACAAAACGACGCAGAUUUUCCAUAAGGUGUACUUCCCAGACGACACAGACGAGGCGUUCGAAGUCGAUUCGAGUACCAGAGCCAAAGAUUUUUGCCAGAACAUCAGCCAGAGGUUGAGUUUGAGGUCCAGCGAAGGGUUUAGUUUGUUCGUUAAAAUUGCUGAUAAGGUAAUAUCAGUGCCCGAAGGUGAUUUCUUCUUCGACUUUGUCCGCCAUCUGACCGACUGGAUUCGGAAAGCCCGCCCUACGAGGGACGGCAUAACGCCCCAAUUUUCCUAUCAGGUUUUCUUCAUGAAGAAGCUCUGGACCAACACGGUGCCGGGCAAGGAUAGGUUCGCCGACCUCAUAUUCCACUUCCAUCAAGAACUGCCUAAACUUAUCAGGGGCUACCACAAAUGUAGCAAAGAGGAGGCUAUCAAAUUGGCCGCUUUGAUUUACAGGGUUCGAUGCGGCGAUAGCAAACAAGAGUUGCAAGCUAUACCGCAAAUGUUAAGGGAACUCAUUCCAGCUGACCUAAUCAAAAUCCAAUCGGCAAAUGACUGGAAACGAUCGAUAGUAGCGGCCUACAACCAGGACGCGGGUAUGUCCCCGGACGACGCCAAAAUCGGCUUCCUCAAGGUGGUGUACAGGUGGCCCACCUUCGGUUCCGCCUUCUUCGAAGUGAAACAGACCACCGACUCCAACUACCCGGAAAUGUUGCUCAUAGCUAUCAAUAAGCAUGGCGUGAGUUUGAUUCAUCCCCAAACAAAAGAAAUACUAGUGACGCAUCCAUUCACAAGAAUAUCCAACUGGUCUUCAGGCAAUACCUACUUCCACAUGACCAUUGGUAACUUGGUUAGAGGAUCAAAACUUCUUUGUGAGACGUCACUGGGUUACAAGAUGGACGAUCUAUUAACCUCUUACAUAUCCUUAAUGCUCACAAAUAUGAACAAACAAAGGAGCAUACGAAUCAAAUAAUUCCCAAUGAAAAAACAGUAUGUACCUCAAUGUAAACUACAUUCCAUUUGGUAAAAAAGUCUAAUGAUGACAUUGACAGUAAGAAUGUAUUUUUCUGUUAUAUAUUGAUUAUACAUUAUACUAGAUUUUAUUGUUGACGAUUUGAUUGAAACAUUUUGAUGUACUGAUGAUAAUCCUUUUUUGAUUUAUUCAUACAAUCAAAAAGGAUAUUUCAACGAUAGAUCUAAAAUCGAAUAAUACUCUUAUAAAUCUAUUACUUCCCAGUGUUUUGACUUUAUCAGUAAUUUGUUGAGUAUAGUAUAUACAGUCAAAAAAUAAUUUAUUUUUAUUGGAAUCUCUGAACGAAGCUUUGUCUUAAUUUAUCUAGUGAAACAGAGAUCUUAUACAUUAUUUAUAAAAUAUACAAGGGUUAUAAACGAAUAAAGAAAUUAGUGGACAAUAAAAUUUAUGAAGUAAAAGAUAUUUACUGAAUAACGAUAUUCUAAUUUAUACUAUAUUUUGAGACAUAUGAAUUUUAAACUUAUACUUUCAUAAAUAUUUUACUACAUGGUGAAUAUAAGUGGCUUUUUAUUGUAUAUCUAUAAAAAAUAUUUAUAUUUAUGUAAAUAUUUUAACAUCACUAAGAAUGCUGUAAUAUAAAUAUUUCAAUAAAGAAAUAAUUA